Molecule: messenger RNA, 990 nt
Organism: Aspergillus nidulans FGSC A4
Lineage: Eukaryota; Fungi; Ascomycota; Eurotiomycetes; Eurotiales; Aspergillaceae
Product: histidine phosphatase family protein
Exons: 4
Coding region: 1-990 (329 amino acids)
Source: RefSeq, a predicted model, not a curated record
AUGACGGCAAACCUAAAUUCAACCACGGAAUCCCAUUUCCACUUCUCAACGGUAACCGGCAUAUUCCUCCAAGACGAAGAGUCCACGAACCCCGAUAACUUCAACUAUGCAUCUUCUAACUUCGGUCUCAUCAAUCGCCGCUACCCCUCCGACUCUGACUCUAGCUCUUCAGAUGCAGAGCCAGAGACACAAUGGCCCCGCCUCGCAACCUACAUAACAUAUUUAAACGCUACCGCAUCACAAGGAACCGUCUACAAACUCCUUUUCUUGGGUCGGCACGGACAGGGCGUGCAUAACGUUGCGGAGAGCCGCUACGGAACCCCGCUGUGGGAUUGCCGUUACUCCCUUCUGAAGGGCGACGAGCACGGAGACUGGUUCGACGCGCAUCUUACAGAAUUGGGUAUAUCGCAGGCGCGAGUCGCGCACGAAGCAUGGAAGGCUCAGAUAAAAAAUGGGAUUCCAGCGCCACAGUCGUACUACGUUAGUCCGUUGAUGAGGUGCUGCGAGACGGCAAAGGUCACAUUUGAAGGUGUGGGACUACCGGGUACGGAGACUGGCAACUUUAGGCCGGUUGUCAAAGAGCUGCUCCGCGAAACACUCGGCCUCCACACCUGCGAUGCGCGGUCGCCGAAAUCAGCCAUUGCGGCGGCAUAUCCCACGUACAUAUUCGAGCCGGGCUUUAGCGAAGAAGACCUGCUGCAUAAGGCUGAUGUGCGAGAAUCGGACUCAGCGCGUGAUGCGCGGUUUUAUGAAUUUCUGUCUGAAAUCUUCGCGCAUGAUGGCAACAGCGUGUUAUCGCUGACCGCGCAUUCGGGCGCGAUUAUGAGUAUACUUAGUGUUGUCGGGCAUAGGCCGUUCACGCUGGAAACGGGUGGUGUUAUUCCGGUACUGGUCAAGGCAGAAAGCAGAGCGGGCCCAGCGCCAGAAAGGGUUAUUGAGCCUUGGUUUGGGAGGCCGUUGUGUCCUGGGGAGGAGUGUGCGAGGGUAUAG